Molecule: messenger RNA, 2121 nt
Organism: Pelodiscus sinensis (Chinese soft-shelled turtle)
Lineage: Eukaryota; Metazoa; Chordata; Testudines; Trionychidae
Source: RefSeq, a predicted model, not a curated record
AGGUUCAACCUGUAUGUCAAUCCCAUGGUAUGUCUACACUUUGAAGACUAAAUGCAGUUUUAGUCACACCAUCUCAAUAAGAUAGAUUUGGAAAAAGUACAGAGAAGGGCAACAAAAAUAACUAUGCCAUCUUUGAGGGUGUUUUUGUGAUAUGGAUGCUUGAGCAAAGAUGACCUGGAUUGAUACCAACAAUACCUUUACCUUAGGCUACUAGCAACCAUUAGCUAAUGAUUUUUAGUUACUAACAGUUUAGAGUGAGUUCUGCCUGACUAGACGCUUGUGUCUGCAUGGAACCCCACUGAAGUCAGUGGGGUCCACACAAGUGCCAGGGUUCAACUGCCUGGAAUUAAUUGCAUUAUCAUGGAUGCCCUAAACUAUUUCUAGAUCUGAUUACUAGUUCCCUGCUGGAUUCUAUAUCUUUGAGCCAUCAUAUCUCUCACUGUUUCUCUAUCUCAUUUUGCCUCUGUGUGAUGGAAGAUGAAGAGUAAGCGCUAAUGACUCAGCUAUUUGAGCGGGUGGGGUCUAACCAGUGUUCCACUGAGAUAAUGUGCUUCCUUACAUCCUCCCUUUAUUCUGGGGAUUUUGUGUAUUUUCUCUGCUCACAAAGAAAAAAUUUGCUGUGAGACUGCUGCACAGGAGACAAGCAAAAGACAGAGAUGACAGAAAACGACAGGGGCAAAAAUGUGGAGCGAUAUGUUGGUGAAAUUAAAGGAGGACUGAGACCAGCCAUGAAAAUUACUAUUAUUGGGGUCAUAUGUUCCAACCCCAAGAGCUUUGCAGUGACUCUGCUCUGUGACCCCCUGGAUGCAAGCAAGGAUAUCGGAUUGUUACUUGCAGUCAACUUCAGUGAGAAAUCCAUCACCCGGAAUGCACUGAUUGCUGGAAAAUGGGGAAGAGAGGAGAAGACUAUUCCCUACUUCCCAUUCACAGCAGGGGACACAUUUAAGACCCUGAGGAGCUGUAAUGAAAGACUAGUUCAAGCACAUGAGGCCCCUUGCAAAGCCAUUCUCUUGGGUCUCCUAGAUUGCAAGGCCUGUGAGUCAGACAUAGGGUUGCCAGGUGUACGGUAUUGUGCUGGACAGUCUGGUAUUUGCGCGCUCUGUCCAGUAAAAAAGAUCAGAAAAUACUGGACAUGUGCAAUGUCUAGUAUUUUCUGAUUUUUCCGGCUGUGCACGGGAUGGAAGCCUGGUGUGGGCGGGGGAGCAGCUGGGAGUCCCAGCUGGGAGGCAGGACCGCGAUUGCUGCCGAGAACCCUCAAUCGGUUGAGUGCUAGGAGGAGGGGAAGCCUCUUCCUCGCCCGUGCAUCGCCGGGAGCCUGCGUGGGACAGGCAGCAAGUGCUCAGGUCAGUCCUGCUCCCCGCCGGCCAAUUUGCUCACACCGCCCCCUUCCCGGCCGGCCGGUUCUUUCUCACUUCCCCUCUUGAUCUUCCCCGGCCAGCUCCCCUGCACCUGCUGGCCCGUUGCCCCCCCUUCCCGGCCAGCACCGCUCCCUUCUUGGCCGGUCCUCCCCGUACACGAAGUGUGUCUGUUUUUUUGUUUUGUUUUGUUUUGUUUUUGCUCACUAACUUUGGUCCCCCUCCUUUUUUUUUUCCUUCAACAAAAUUUUUUCCCGGUGAUUUUUUUUGAGGGAUGGUGGUGGUGUUCGGUAUUUUGUUUCAGCCAUCUAGCAACCCUAGUCAGACAGUGUGCAGCCUUUUCAAUCCUCAUUGGCUGCCAUGCUACCUGGAGGACUCAGUUAUCUGAGGAUGGGUGGGGGAGGGUUUAUUAGGUCACAUAUCUAGAAGAAGUGAGUAGGAUUUAGCAUGUAGUGGCAGGAAAGGUCCUUGUUAUGGAGCCAGACACUAUAUUACCCCAAGCUAUUAUCACAGUGCUCAGAAGUCAGUACAAAGCUGCUUGUGAAUGACUCACCAGCAUUUCCAACUAUUUGUAGUCAGUGGAACUCUCAUGAACUGGGAGCUCUGUGCAGCUGCUCCCGGUAUUGGCAGUCUUGUGUUAACUGGCUCUGUGCAGUAACAUCUGUGCCUAAAUCUGCAUCAUCUGUUCCUAUAUUAAGCUAAAUAUGCCCAUUUACUGACAGACCUCUUUAACUGCUUUAUGAAAUAAACAUUUGAACCGUCUUAA